Messenger RNA from Hypoxylon trugodes, 1257 nucleotides. RefSeq lists its product as uncharacterized. Lineage: Eukaryota; Fungi; Ascomycota; Sordariomycetes; Xylariales; Hypoxylaceae. The record is from RefSeq and is a predicted model, not a curated record. Bases 89 to 649 code for a protein of 186 amino acids. The transcript is spliced from 3 exons.
CGGUACCUUGUAUACGUGAUCUACCACGUCAGAGCGCACGUACCAAUUUUGGAACCUAGACUUUUAUUCCAAUCUGUCACUUUCUACCAUGCAACUUGCCAUGAUGCAGUACAAAAUCAGCAGCAGACCCUGGUUACUAGCCUUGAAAGGCUUCAAUAGCCCCUUGGCUUCCCGGACGUUCUCUACAUCCCGUUGUUUCAGCGCGACUAACCAGAUUUACACUACUGUCCGCCGACCCGAUGAUUUACGCACGUACCAGCUUCUAUCAUCUUCUUCUCGUACGCCCCUCAUCACUCUCUGGACCACUUCGUGGUGUGCUACGUGCCAUGUCAUAGCACCGCUUCUUAAAUCCGUUGUUGAGUCCGGGGUGGGUGAAGAUGAGGGUGGUGUUGGAUACUGUGAGGUUCAAUUUGAUGCUCCUGAUAUCAUGAGUGAUGGACUUGGCAUGGAGUAUAUGAUCACUUCUAUACCAACACUGCUCAGCUUCGACGCCGGGGAGGCUCAAGUGCUCAGCAAGGUAAUUGACGGAAGAAAACUAGCUGCUCGGCAUUUUCUAGAGGAAUGGAUCCGAAACGAAGCGAGAAGACAUGGAGGCCGAGGCGGUGGCGGUUCUGGAGUCCUAGGUGGCCUUUUUAAAUCAUGGAAAUAAGACAUAUCGUAGGAUAUGCUAUGCUGUGCUUACGAUUAGCAGUGGUCGUGGCGUGCCGGCACAACGGCGUCGAUACCAAACCUCGUGGACUACUCGCUACUACUAACGAACACUUUUCAUUGGGGGUGUGGUAUUUAUACGAUAAGUUUUUCGUUGCCCUCGAAGUCGGAAGGAUCCCGCCUAUUCUAAGUAGAAUACUUCGUCAAGUACUUUCCACCACGCCGGAUUGCCGGAUUCGCUAUUCUGAGCACCGGGUACUAUACUCUGUAUCAGGAUAUCUAGUUAGUGGUCCGGUCCGGUUUGAAUAUCAUGCGUUGGAUUCUGAACUAUUCACCUCUUGAAAGCCAUCUGUCAUAGCCCACCACUCCCUAACCUUAGGGUUUUUGCGCAUGCGUUCCAUGUCACCGGCGUAGUCAUAUCCAACAUACUUAAAAGUCGCGAAAAGGAUAGCCGUGGUAGGAUCGUGAUAUAUGCUAUAGUCUCGUAUAUUGCAGUCCUUUAUCUGCUGUAAGACCUCGGGCCAUACGGCAUCGUGGACCUCUUUAUACUUGUCCACAAAUUCAGGUUUUAAUUUGACAAUCUGGGCAAUGCGGCGGACGUUCCGCUGU